AUGGCGCCUCGAAGGUCCUCGCGAUUGGCUGCCUUGCAAUCGACCAACGAGCUCUCCUCCUCCGUCAAACCCUCUGCAGCAUCAGCAGAAGCCGGUGCGGCUGCUUUUCAGGCGCGGGCUGCUGCCGCUGCUGCUGGUGCUGCUGGCGAAUUGGAGCGGAAGAGAGCAGGGGGGGCAGGGAAGGCGCAAGGACCGGAUAGGGCGCUUGAGCAAUCCCUGUGGUCCCGGGGGUUCAAACAUGUGUAUGGGGUGGACGAGGCGGGGCGAGGGCCGCUGGCAGGGCCUGUGGUGGCUGCUGCUUGCGCCGUGCCUGCUGGGUUGGAGAUCCCAGGUCUAGCGGACAGCAAGAAGCUCACGGAGAAGCAAAGGGAGGAGAUAUUCGACGCCAUCAUUGGGAAUCCCGACAUUUUUUACGCUGUGGACAUAGUGGGGCCAUCAGAGAUCGAUAAGGUCAACAUCCUUGAGGCAACGAUGCUGGCGAUGGGCAACAGCAUAGCCAAAGUGGUUGAGGACCCCCAAAGUCCAUCCCCUGACUAUGUGCUAGUGGACGGUAACAGGGUUCCUAAGGGGCUGCCCUGUGCUGCUGAGGCUGUUGUCAAGGGUGAUGCCACCUGCUAUGCCAUUGCAGCUGCUUCUAUCCUCGCCAAAGUGACAAGGGACCGACUCAUGCUCAAAUUCGACAGGCUGUACCCAGCAUAUGGUUUCAAGCAGCACAAGGGGUACGGCACAGCAGCACACAUGAAAGCACUCCUGGCCCAUGGCCCUUGCCCCAUCCACCGCCGAUCCUUCGCCCCAAUCAAGGAUUGGACGGACGUGGGGCGAAGGGAGGGGAAGGGAGGGGUGGAAGAGGGAGGUGGAAUAUGGGAUGGUAGUAGUAAAGCGGGAUGCAGAAUGAUGCUGGUAGCGGCUCUGGUAUCGCCGGAUGUUGAAGAGGUGCCUAAAGAACCGUCAUUCCAACCAACUGCUCACCUUGUUGAAGAGGUGCCUAAAGAACCGUCAUUCCAACCAACUGCUCACCUUGUUGAAGAGGUGCCUAAAGAACCGUCAUUCCAACCAACUGCUCACCUUGUUGAAGAGGUGCCUAAAGAACCGUCAUUCCAACCAACUGCUCACCUUGUUGAAUUUCGAGCUCUACCUCCCUCCACAGUGGGAGUGGGAGAGGAGGAGGAAGCAGAGGAGGAGGAAGAGGAGGAGGAGGAGGAGGAGGAGGAGGAGGAGGAGGAGGAGGAGGAGGAGGAGGAGGAGGAGGAGGAGGAGGAGGAGGCGGAGGAGGAGGAUGGUGAAAGAGAGGAGGAGGAAGGUGGGGAGGGGGGCUUCAGCCCCUCUGGCGGUUUGAUGCCAACCUUCUUGAUUCGCAUCUUUUUGGCAAAGAAGGUGGAAAGGGUUCGAGAGGUCCCGACCAGAGAAGUCACUGAUGGGGAAGAGGGGCGGAAGGGUGGGAGAGCAGGGGGUAGGAGGAGAGCACAGGGGAGUGGGAGAGCAGACGGGCACAGGGAAUUGAUGAAAGGUGGAGGGAGUUCGAGAGGUCUGGUCACCGAAAAAGUGGAUCCACUGGCCCUUGAGACACUGGUGUAA
Closterium sp. Naga37s-1 is the source of this 1575-nucleotide messenger RNA. Lineage: Eukaryota; Viridiplantae; Streptophyta; Zygnematophyceae; Desmidiales; Closteriaceae. The record is from the annotation of a GenBank genome assembly.